UCAUUUCAUCAGCUUGACAUGGCUGUCGGAGUUUGGAACCAUGGCGCUGGGGACUGCGCAUGGAUAUGGAUAUGGCUAUGGGGCCAGCCGGCCUAUCCGCCAAUCAGAGCCAGACACCAGCGAAGAAACCGAUGGUGAGUCAGCAAGCUGCAGUGCCAGUGAUUGCACUGGCACAAAUAGCAAUGAUGAGGCUGAAGUGGAGCGAGUUCAGGUUGAGGUCGGCUCAGGUGUACAGGAAGGGCAAGUUGCUCCUUUGCCAAGACGGCGAAGUGUGACUUUCCAAGAACAAGUCUUGGUCAUCACCGACACGUCAAGAGAGUUCACCACUCUUGCCAAGCAAGGGGCUGUCAAGAGACGCUUUAAGGAACCGCCGGCACCAAGCAAACGCCUACGAGCUUCGGGAACUUCCGGCCAAAACGCUGCUGAGGCCCAGGAAGUUGGUGCCAGCCCAGUACAAGGACAAGAAGCAGAAGGAGCAAAUGCAGCGGCAGAUGGUGGGGAUUGUGAAAGGAACGUCCUGCCCUUGUCCGCAAAUCAGGCGAUUUCUAACGUUACACACGCUGAAGAAAGAUCAGCUCACCUGGGACAUGAGCAGGGUCUGUCAGCACAGAAACCGCCUGAUGAUCCUCCAGAUCGCAAAACUGGAGAAGGUGGCGCAAGUCAGGCGGAAGGGAAGGAGGAGAAGCACAAAAAAGAGGACAUGAACAUGAUUCUUGCAGCCGUGGAACAUGGUGUCAACGCCGCCUUGAAGGAGAAGCCAGAAGAGCUGCCAUCUUCGGGAAACCCAGCAGCCCACAAGGCCAAAGCAGCAAGGAAGGAAGCGAAAGACAAAGAGAAGAAGAAGGAGAAGAAGGAGAAGACGGACAAGAAGGAGAUAAAGGAGACAAAGGAGAAGGAGAAGAAGGAGAAGAGGGAUAAGAAGGACACGAAGGACACGCAUCCUGACAAGAAGGAAAGAACAAAGAAGUGUUCGGACAAAGAAAGCUUGAGCGAGACGAGGUGGUGGUCUGUCAUGGGGCGUACCAGGGCGAUUGAGAUCAUCUGGUGUCAGCCCCGAGUUAGCAAGCCAGUUUGUGAAGUAUGUGCAAUGUGCUGCAUAGGUGACGUGCUGGCAGACGGUCGGUUGGGGGUGUUCACUUACCCGGAAACCUGUGGGGUUGAUUUCCUUGCCCUUGUCAGCCUCCCAACAAACAAAACACUGUUUCAACCGGUUCCGUUCUUGUGUGGUUGUGCAGCCUUCCGAAACCUUGAUGUGCUUGCUGGGUAUCAUCGUGUGUGGCAUGCAUAA
This is a messenger RNA of Cladocopium goreaui, 1288 nucleotides long. The record is from the annotation of a GenBank genome assembly. NCBI's taxonomy places the organism in Eukaryota, Dinophyceae, Suessiales, Symbiodiniaceae.